This is a messenger RNA of Penicillium cosmopolitanum, 429 nucleotides long. RefSeq names its product sorting nexin-3. Gene Ontology annotation, biological process: late endosome to Golgi transport; endocytic recycling. Bases 1 to 429 code for a protein of 142 amino acids. NCBI's taxonomy places the organism in Eukaryota, Fungi, Ascomycota, Eurotiomycetes, Eurotiales, Aspergillaceae. Gene Ontology annotation, cellular component: retromer complex; early endosome membrane. The transcript has 3 exons. Gene Ontology annotation, molecular function: phosphatidylinositol-3-phosphate binding. The record is from RefSeq and is a predicted model, not a curated record.
AUGCAGUCUGUCCCGGAGUCCCGCACACAGACCUUCGAGGAGAUCUACGGACCUCCAGAGAACUUCCUGGAGAUCGAAGUCCGCAAUCCUCAAACACAUGGCACAUCACGGAAUAUGUACACCUCCUAUGAAAUCGUCUGCCGCACCAAUAUCCCCGCCUUCAAACUGAAACACUCCAUCGUACGCCGCCGCUACUCCGACUUCGAGUACUUCCGCGAUAUCCUCGAGCGCGAGAGCACGCGUGUCACGAUCCCCCCGCUGCCGGGCAAGGUCUUCACAAACCGAUUCAGCGACGACGUCAUCGAACAUCGCCGGGAGGGACUUCAGCGGUUCCUGCAGAUCGUGGCGGGACACCCCUUGCUGCAGACAGGAAGUAAAGUGCUGGCUAGUUUCAUACAGGAUCCGAAUUGGGACCGGAAUGCAUGGUAG